GGUGAAUAAAAAUAUAUAGUGGUUUGCAAACCCGUGAUUUCUCCAACACGUGGAACGCUUCAGUGAGUGAAAAUACGUUGUUACUAUUUUCCCCGCCCCGCAACGCUUCUGUCCAAUGUAUUCACCGCUCCGGUCUGGGACAUGACGCCGCGCGACACGCGUAGUGAAAAUAUCCACUGGUGUUCAGUAAAAAUGGCUACCGCUUCUUCUGAAUCGCAAGGUUCCGCAUUGAGCGAGGAAAACAGUGAAACGCUUACAGAAAAGACCAAGGAGGAAAAGCAACCGGACACCGCUACAGAUGAUCCGGGUGUUAGCAGCGUCGACGCAUUGCUGAACAUGGAAGUAAGGGUAGCGGAAUGCGGAGAAGACGGAGAAGAAGGGGACGCGAAACCUGCUGCAGAGGCAGAUGAGGAGGCUGCGGAAGCGGUGGUGGUGGUGGUGACAGCGGCGACAACAGGGGUCGUAGAUGAUGAAGAUGAUGAUGAAGAAAAGACGGUGGGGUGUAAACUUGGUAAAACAGAUGAGGAUUGCUCGGACUCUAAGACACAGAGGAUCCUGGUGGACGGUGGUGAGACGAGCGAGACAGUUACAGAUACGGUGAAGGAAAUAGAAAGUAAACCAGAAGAACAGCGAGAGGAGAGCCAGUCGCCUGUUACAGUCAGUGACUGUGUGGUAAAAAGCAAAGUCCGUGACGAUGGGCCGGAGCCCCGGGAGGAGAAAACAACCAGCAGCGGUGGGGACCGUGAGGAGCUUGCGGUGGGAGACAAGCGGAGGGCCAGCGUAGAGAUGUCAUCCUCGGACGGAGAGCCACUCAGCCGGAUGGAUUCAGAGGACAGUAUCAGCAGUACCCUGAUGGACAUGGAGAGCACGGUAUCCAGCGGACGCUCCACCCCUGCCAUGAUGAACGGGCAGGGCAGUGCCACCCAGUGCCACUCCGGUACCAAGGGCCAGGCAGUGGGGAAUACCUGCUGCUGGGACCAAUGUGGCCUCUGUUUCACCUGCAGCCCAGACCUGGCUGAACACAUCAGGGGCCUCCACGUCGACGGACAGAGAGGAGGGGUGUUUGUGUGUCUGUGGAAGGGCUGUAAGGUGUACAACACUCCGUCCACCAGUCCAAGCUGGCUCCAGAGACACAUGCUGACACACAGCGGAGAUAAACCCUUCAAGUGUGUGGUGGGGGGCUGCAAUGCCAGCUUUGCAUCGCAGGGGGGCCUAGCGCGCCACGUGCCCACCCACUUCAGUCAGCAGAGUUCCUCUAAGCUGUCCAGUCAGUCUAGACUCAAGGAAGAGUCUCCCUCUAAAGCUGGGCUUACUAAGAGGAAGAAACGAACGCAGAUGAACAAACGCAGGCGUUCGCUACUGUCUCCUCUUCCACCAGCGAGACCUCAUGAUUUCUUUGACGCCCAGACCAUGGAUGCCAUCAGACACCGGGCCAUCUGCCUCAACCUGGCUACACACAUGGAGAGCACCGGCAACGGACACAGUGUGGUGUUUCAUAGCACGGUGAUGGCCAGGAGGAAAGAGGGCUCUGGGAAGGUCAAGGUGCUACUCCACUGGACUCCUGAGGACAUCCUGCCUGAUGUGUGGGUGAACGAGACAGAGCGUUCUCAGCUGAACACCAAAGUGGUUCACUUAUCCCAGCUACCACAGGACAGUGCCAUGCUGCUAGACCCCAACAUCUACAGAGCGUUACCACAGAAGCGGCUGAAGCGGAGUCUGUAAGGAUUCCUCUGUAGCUGUAAGGUUAGGAUUCCUCUGUAGCUGUACGGUUAGGAUUCCUCUGUAGCUGUAGGGUUAGGAUUACUCUGUAGCUGUAGGGUUAGGAUUACUCUGUAGCUGUAAGGUUAGGAUUCCUCUGUAGCUGUACGGUUAGGAUUCCUCUGUAGCUGUACGGUUAGGAUUACUCUGUAGCUGUAAGGUUAGGAUUCCUCUGUAGCUGUAAGGUUAGGAUUCCUCUGUAGCUGUAAGGUUAGGAUUCCUCUGUAGCUGUACGGUUAGGAUUCCUCUGUAGCUGUAAGGUUAGGAUUCCUCUGUAGCUGUAAGGUUAGGAUUCCUCUGUAGCUGUAAGGUUAGGAUUCCUCUGUAGCUGUACGGUUAGGAUUCCUCUGUAGCUGUAAGUUUAGGAUUCCUCUGUAGCUGUAGGGUUAGGAUUCCUCUGUAGCUGUAGGGUUAGGAUUCCUCUGUAGCUGUAGGGUUAGGACUCCUCUAUAGCUAUAGGGUUAGGAUUCCUCUGUAACUGUAAGGUUAGGAUUACUCUGUAGCUGUAGGGUUAGGAUUACUCUGUAGCUGUAGGGUUAGGAUUCCUCUGUCGCUGUAGGGUUAGGAUUCCUCUGUAGCUGUAGGGUUAGGAUUACUCUGUAGCUGUAGGGUUAGGAUUCCUCUGUAGCUGUAGGGUUAGGACUCCUCUAUAGCUAUAGGGUUAGGAUUCCUCUGUAACUGUAAGGUUAGGAUUACUCUGUAGCUGUAGGGUUAGGAUUACUCUGUAGCUGUAGGGUUAGGAUUCCUCUGUCGCUGUAGGGUUAGGAUUCCUCUGUAGCUGUAGGGUUAGGAUUACUCUGUAGCUGUAAGGUUAGGAUUACUCUGUAGCUGUAGGGUUAGGAUUCCUCUGUAGCUGUAGGGUUAGGAUUCCUCUGUCGCUGUAGGGUUAGGAUUCCUCUGUAGCUGUAGGGUUAGGAUUACUCUGUAGCUGUAAGGUUAGGAUUACUCUGUAGCUGUAGGGUUAGGAUUCCUCUGUAGCUGUAGGGUUAGGAUUCCUCUGUAGCUGUAGGGUUAGGAUUACUCUGUAGCUGUAGGGUUAGGAUUACUCUAUAGCUGUAGGGUUAGGAUUACUCUGUAGCUGUAAGGUUAGGAUUCCUCUGUAGCUGUAGGGUUAGGAUUAGUUUACAGCUGUAGGGUUAGGAUUACUCUAUAGCUGUAGGGUUGGGAUUACUCUGUAGCUGUAGGGUUAGGAUUCCUCUGUUGUUUUAGGGUUAGGAUUACUCUAUAGCUGUAGGGUUAGGAUUCCUCUGUAGCUGUAGGGUUAUGAUUAGUUUACAGCUGUAGGGUUAGGAUUACUCUAUAGCUGUAGGGUUGGGAUUACUCUGUAGCUGUAGGGUUAGGAUUCCUCUGUAGCUGUAGGGUUAGGAUUACUCUAUAGCUGUAGGGUUAGGAUUCCUCUGUAGCUGUAGGGUUAUGAUUACUCUGUAGCUGUAGGGUUAGGAUUCCUCUGUAGCUGUAGGGUUAGGAUUCCUCUGUAGCUGUAGGGUUAGGAUUCCUCUGUAGCUGUAGGGUUAGGAUUACUCUGUAGCUGUAAGGUUAGGAUUACUCUGUAGCUGUAGGGUUAGGAUUACUCUAUAGCUGUAGGGUUAGGAUUACUCUGUAGCUGUAAGGUUAGGAUUCCUCUGUAGCUGUAGGGUUAGGAUUAGUUUACAGCUGUAGGGUUAGGAUUACUCUAUAGCUGUAGGGUUGGGAUUACUCUGUAGCUGUAGGGUUAGGAUUCCUCUGUAGCUGUAGGGUUAGGAUUACUCUAUAGCUGUAGGGUUAGGAUUCCUCUGUAGCUGUAGGGUUAUGAUUACUCUGUAGCUGUAGGGUUAGGAUUCCUCUGUAGCUGUAGGGUUAGGAUUCCUCUGUAGCUGUAGGGUUAGGAUUACUCUGUAGCUGUAGGGUUAGGAUUACUCUGUAGCUGUAGGGUUAGGAUUACUCUGUAGCUGUAGGGUUAGGAUUCCUCUGUAGCUGUAGGGUUAGGAUUACUCUAUAGCUGUAGGGUUAGGAUUACUCUGUAGCUGUAGGGUUAGGAUUACUCUGUAGCUGUAGGGUUAGGAUUCCUCUGUAGCUGUAGGGUUAGGAUUCCUCUGUAGCUGUAGGGUUAGGAUUCCUCUGUAGCUGUAGGGUUAGGAUUACUCUGUAGCUGUAGGGUUAGGAUUCCUCUGUAGCUGUAGGGUUAGGAUUACUCUGUAGCUGUAGGGUUAGGAUUCCUCUGUAGCUGUAGGGUUAGGAUUACUGAAAUACCGUACUUAAAUUUUUUUGGGGAAAAUGUAUAAUAAUUGCUUGUGAAAGCACUCACGUUGAAAUGAAAUUAUGUCAAAUGAAAUCGUCUUCAUCAGUCCAUAUAAUGUUGAUAAUGACUCCAAUAAUGAUGAUGUAAUGUUGAUAAUGACUCCAAUAGUGAUGAUAUAAUGUUGAUAAUGACUCUGAUAAUGCUGUUGAUAUAAUGUUGAUAAUGACUCCAAUAGUGAUGAUGAUAUAAUGUUGACAAUGACUCCAAUAAUGAUGAUAUCAUGUUGACAAUGACUCCAAUAGUGAUGAUAUAAUGUUGAUAAUGACUGAUAAUGCUGUUGAUAUAAUGUUGAUAAUGACUCCAAUAGUGAUGAUGAUAUAAUGUUGACAAUGACUCCAAUAAUGAUGAUAUAAUGUUGACAAUGACUCCAACAAUGAUGACAUAAUGUCGAUAAUGUCUCCAAUAAUGAUGAUGAUAUAAUGUGGAUAAGGACUCCAAUAAUGAUGAUAUAAUGUGGAUUAUGACUCCAAUAAUUAUGAUAUAAUGUGGAUGACUCCAAAAAUGAUAUACUGAUGAUAAUGACUUCGAUAAUGUCUUCAAUAAUUAUGAUAUGUUGAUAACGACUCCAAUAAUGAUUAUAUAAUGUUGAUAAUGACUCCAAUAAUGAUGAUAUAAUGUUGAGAAUGACUCCAAUAAUAUCUCCAAUAAUGAAGAUAUAAUGUGGGUAAUGAUGCCAAUAGUGAUAAUAUGUGGAUAAUGAUUCCAAUAAUGAUGGUGAUAUGUGGAUAGUGACUCCAAAAAUGAUUAUAUAAUGUGGAUAAUGACUGCAAUAAUCAUGAUAUAAUGUUGAUGACUCCAAUAAUGAUGAUUUAAUGUGGAUAAUGACUCCUACAAUGCUGAAAAUGUGGUGAACGACUCCAGUAAUGAUGAUAUGAUGUUGAUAAUGACUCCAAUAAUAGUGAUAUGAUGUCAAUAAUGACUCCAAUAACGAUGACAUGAUGUUGAUAAUGACUCCAAUAAUGAUGAUAAGAUGUAGAUAUUGAUUACAAUAUUGACUCCAAUAAUGUU
Messenger RNA from Salmo salar (Atlantic salmon), 5044 nucleotides. NCBI's taxonomy places the organism in Eukaryota, Metazoa, Chordata, Actinopteri, Salmoniformes, Salmonidae. The record is from RefSeq and is a predicted model, not a curated record.